CAGUUAGUCAUUUCACCUCUUCUUCCCUGUGUUUUAAUUCCCCUUUUCCCCGAGCCAACCCAGCGGUCAAAUUUCAAAGGACGACGGUCGAAAAAAAAAGGAGGGAGACAUGGACGAGGUCGGUGUUGAUGAGGAACUGCUUUUCAAAAUUGCGAGCGAAUGUGCGUCCUAGAAGUGGGAAAUGACAUGGCAAUAAAAUAUAAAACCAUCUCAGGAAGCAUCACUCUCCCUCUCUUUCCUUAAAACUCUUCCUUCUCGUAAGCCUGUCUUAAUGUUUCUCAGAAGAAUCCAUGGCGGACAAGGUGGAAAGAACUCUAUCGGUAAGCUUUGAAUCCCCACCAUUUCCGAGUCUUCCGGUGGGCCUUCAGCUGAGAAGGGUCUUCAACAGGUUCUGUGGUUUCAACUCCAUGGAGAAUGAGAACAGCGUCCCACGUCGACGAAGAAUUCUUCAAGGGGAGGUUGAAGAAGAUGAACUUCGAUAUGCAAACGCCCAUUGCCUGUCAUCCUACUACAGUGUUUUUGUCGUCCGUCUGGCCAUUAUGGUCAUGCUUGCAAUUUUAAUUGGGAUGCUAACCAUACUUACAUGGCAUUUUACAAGGGUCUAUACAACAAAAUCAAUAAACAGCUUAGCAUAUGAUCUACGUUUUGAACUUCUGCAGCGUCCCAUAUUACGGAUGUGGAACAUUUUGAACUCCACUGUGGAAAUAACCAUGGCUCAGGUUAAACUCUCUGAGUAUGUAAUUAGGCAGUAUGGCAACACAACAGCCCAAGAACCAAAAUAUGAGUUGUAUGAAGUGAUGCGAAAUGUAACGUGGGCACUUUUUGCAAGCCGAAAAGCUCUCAAUGCAAUAACUAUAAGUUAUAGAAAUGGCUUUGUCCAGGCUUUUCACAGAGAUGAUCAUAGGAGUAACAACACAUUCUACAUCUAUUCUAACCUUGCAAAUUUUUCAGUUAAUGGGACCCACAAGCUUAAUGCCCUAUCAACAAAUCAUGGCUGGAGUGAUCAAUCCCUAAAUGGCAACAAGUCUGCAAUUUGGUAUCGAGAACCACUCAAUCCAGUUACUGGUGAGAUGACAGGGGAAGCCAGACCAAUCCCACCGGAUGACCUAAUCAAUAUAGCAGGUUUUUCAGAAGUACAAGAUGGAGCAGCUUCAUGGCAUGUCGCAGUGAGCAAAUUUACAGAUUCACCAUUUCUUUCAGCAGCAUUGCCAGUCUGGGGCCCUUCUAAUCAAACUAUAGUGGCGGUUGUGGGUGUUACUACAGCACUUUAUAGUGUAGGUCAGCUGAUGAGAGAACUAAUGGAACUACAUAGUGGUUACAUGUAUUUGACUUCUCAGGAAGGCUAUGUACUUGCUACAUCAACAAAUGCCCCGCUCUUGAGGAAUUCAACAUCUGGACCCAAGCUUAUGAUGGCUGUUGAUUCAGAAGAUCAUGUUAUAAGACUAGGAGCUGAGUGGUUGCAGAGAGUAUAUGGCGAAAAUUUUACCCAAAAUCAUGAGAUUCAUAUUGAAAACGCCAGGCUUGGCCACCAAGAAUAUUACAUUGAUUCCUUCUUCCUAAAGCUAAAACGACUUCCCAUGGUGGGGGUUAUCAUAAUUCCUAGGAGAUAUAUAAUGGGAAAGGUGGAUGAAAGAGCAUUUAAGACAUUGGUUAUAUUGAUAUCUGCUUCUGUCUGUAUUCUACUCAUUGGCUGUCUUUGCAUUUUGAUACUGACAAAUGGAGUAUCAAAGGAAAUGAAACUAAGAGCAGAGCUCAUAAGCCAUCUCGAUGCAAGAAGAAGGGCAGAAGCAUCAAGCAAUUAUAAGAGCCAGUUCUUGGCAAACAUGAGUCAUGAGUUGCGAACACCUAUGGCUGCAGUGAUUGGGUUGCUAGACAUUCUUAUGUGUGAUGAUUGUCUCACAAAUGAGCAAUACGCAACAGUUACCCAGAUCCGUAAAUGCUCAAAUGCUCUACUUCGACUUCUCAAUAACAUUUUAGACCUUAGCAAGGUUGAAUCGGGGAAGCUAGUACUGGAGGAAGCUGAAUUUGACUUGGGGCGAGAACUUGAAGGUCUUGUAGAUAUGUUCUCUGUGCAAUGUAUUAACCAUAAUGUGGAGACUGUUCUAGAUAUCUCUGAUGAUAUGCCAAAAUUUGUCCAAGGAGAUUCCGCUAGAGUCGUUCAAAUAUUUGCAAAUCUCAUUAGUAAUUCUAUCAAGUUUACAUCAUCGGGCCAUAUUAUUCUGCGGGGGUGGUGUGAGAAUUCCAUUUCUUUCAGUAACAUUGCAAGGAUGCCCCUCAAUCAGAAGGAAUCAUGUUUUGCACUCGGAACAAAAUUGAGGCAACAUGGAAGCCAUGCAAAGAGAGGCUUCAAGAAAGAUAACAAAAUAGUUCUCUGGUUUGAAGUCGAUGACACUGGCUGCGGAAUUGAUCCAAGCAAGUGGGAGUCUGUAUUUGAAAGCUUUGAACAAGCUGAUCCCUCGACAACUCGAACGCACGGUGGAACUGGUCUUGGCCUAUGCAUAGUACGCACCCUGGUUAAUAAGAUGGGUGGAGAAAUCAAAGUUGUCAAGAAAGAUGGCGCAGGCACUCUAAUGCAGUUAUAUUUGGUUCUUGGAACACAUGUGGAUAGCAUGGGACAAACUUGUCAAAUAGAUUUUUCAGAACAGAACAUAAUGGUGAGUACCGAGUAG
Molecule: messenger RNA, 2669 nt
Organism: Nelumbo nucifera (sacred lotus)
Lineage: Eukaryota; Viridiplantae; Streptophyta; Magnoliopsida; Proteales; Nelumbonaceae
Source: RefSeq, a predicted model, not a curated record